GAACGGAUUUAACCAGGGGAAGGCUAGGGUUCUAAAGCCUCGGGAAUUUCUUCUUCUCCGCUGCUGCUCCUCCCGUGCCGCCGCCGUCUCGCGCCAGUGCGUCUCUUCCUCGCGCGGCGAUCAUGGCGGAGCAGACUGAGAGGGCAUUCUUGAAGCAGCCUAAGGUUUUUCUCUGUCCUAAGAAAACCACCAAGGGGAAGAAGCCUGGCAAGGGCGGGAAUAGGUUCUGGAAGAACAUUGGCCUUGGGUUCAAGACACCCAGGGAAGCCAUCGAAGGAACCUACAUUGACAAGAAAUGCCCAUUCACUGGUACUGUAUCAAUUAGGGGUCGUAUCAUAGCUGGAACAUGUCAUAGUGCUAAGAUGAACAGGACCAUUAUUGUUCGGAGGAAUUAUCUGCACUUUGUCAAGAAGUACCAGAGGUACGAGAAGAGGCACUCCAAUAUUCCUGCUCACAUUUCACCGUGCUUCCGUGUUAAGGAAGGAGAUCACGUGAUCAUUGGCCAGUGCAGGCCACUGUCAAAGACCGUGAGGUUCAAUGUGCUGAAGGUCAUUCCGGCAGGGUCAAAGAGUGGUGCAGGGAAGAAGGUUUUCACAGCCGCUUAAGAUGUAUAUGAGGAGAUAUUCAGGGUUCUGAAAGCUUUGAUCAUGAGAUUUUGAUGCCACCUAGAUGUCUUUCUCGUGUCUACCAUCUUGACUAGACAAGAGUUUACCUUUCUGUACUAGGAAUUUGACUUGACUUUACUUGUCAAGCUUAAAAUCUUAAGAAGUUUCUGCGCCCAUGUCUGUCUGUGUACUGAUCGUUUUCCCAUUCAAUCAACAUAUAGUUUGUAGAAUGCUUGACGAUGUGAAGAUCUAUCAAAAAAAAAAAAAGCUCGUCUCCCCAA
This is a messenger RNA of Oryza sativa Japonica Group (Japanese rice), 886 nucleotides long. NCBI's taxonomy places the organism in Eukaryota, Viridiplantae, Streptophyta, Magnoliopsida, Poales, Poaceae. The record is from RefSeq and is a predicted model, not a curated record.